AUGUUACGUAAAAGAAAAAAAAACUUCCAGAAACUCUACGGAUCGGAAAAAAGUUUCCGCACGCAGAAGGUACUAAUUGCGGCAAAACUAGCUAAUGUUGAGGUUUCGUUGUCUGAAGAAAAGCCGCCACAUACCAAAUUUCCUCUUGGUGUGACUCCCGCCUAUGAAGAUGGUGAAAAUUGUCUCUUCGGUGCAGAGGCUAUUGCUCUUUACCUGUGCGGCAAGACACUGAAAACAGAAAAUUGUGCUGAAGUUCUUCAAUGGAUGCAGUGGUCAGAAGGAAGUUUGCUCCCAAAUGUUCUUGGUUACGUUUUGCCGAGUGUAUCGGCUGCCAGAGUUGACCAUAAAGCCGUUGAGUACGCUAAGCAUGAAUUACUAGGUCAGCUGAAAUGUUUUAAUGAUCUGCUGCUGACCCGUACAUUUUUAGUUGGAGAGCGUUUGUCUCUUGCAGAUAUAUCUGUAGCGCUGGAUCUGCUGCCAGCUUAUCAGUAUGUGCUUGAUGAUUCGGCUCGCUCUAAUUUAACUAAUUUGAAUCGAUGGUUUAAAACCAUAGUUCAUCAGCAGGCUGUGAAAGCUGUCAUCGGUGAAGUGUCUUUUGUAACGAAUGCUUUACAAUUUGAUAGUAAGUUUCAUUUGAAGAAGCCAGAAAAACAAAAAAAAGCUCAUCAUGAAGAAGAGAUGGAUGCUACCGAAGAGGCUUUAGCUUCUGAGCCGAAAGCUUCAGAUCCAUUUGCUGCUAUGCCUAAAGGAAGCUUUGUGAUGGAUACGUUCAAAAGAGUGUAUUCCAAUGAAGAUACUGCAACCAAAGCCAUACCUUAUUUUUGGGAAAACUUUGAUCCUCAGAACUACUCUAUUUGGUUUGCAGAGUAUAAAUAUCCAAAAGAAUUGGCGCUCACUUUCAUGAGCUGCAAUCUGAUCACUGGAAUGUUCCAGAGGUUAGAAAAAUUGAAGAAGAAUGCUUUUGCUUCAGUUUGCCUGUUUGGAACAGAUAAUAAUUCUACUAUCUCGGGUAUUUGGGUUUGGCGUGGUCACGAACUAGCUUUCACUUUGUCGCCAGACUGGCAGGUAGACUAUGAGAGUUAUGACUGGAAAAAGCUCGACCCUUCGGACCCAUCAACAAAAAAACUUGUUAAUGAGUAUCUAAUGUGGGAAGGAGAAUUCGGUGGCAAAAAGUUUAAUCAAGGAAAAAUCUUCAAGUAA
Messenger RNA from Enterobius vermicularis (human pinworm), 1200 nucleotides. The record is from the annotation of a GenBank genome assembly. NCBI's taxonomy places the organism in Eukaryota, Metazoa, Nematoda, Chromadorea, Rhabditida, Oxyuridae.